UUUAUUGCAUUUUGUGCGAUAGUCCAGGUAGUGUAGCUAUAAAGAACAGAUCUUAGGAACUGGAAUAACACUAAUAAGUUAAUAACAGAAGAUCUAUCAGAAGAUUGGAGUUGGGUUGUACAUUUCAGAAUUGUUUAUAUAAUUGUGUAAAAAUGGUUGUAAGGCAAUAUAAUGAGGAGCUUAACUAUUUGGAGAAAAUAAAUGAAUGUUGUUGGAGAAUCAAGAAAGGCUUUCAACCUAACAUGAAGGUUGAAGGAGUAUUUUAUGUAAAUAACACAUUGGAACGAUUAAUGUUUGAUGAGUUGCGCAAUGCAUGUCGGCCAGGUGCAGUUGGAGGCUUUCUUCCUGGAAUGAAACAGAUUGCUAAUGUGGCUGCUUUGCCUGGUAUUGUAUGGAGAUCUGUCGGAUUACCAGAUGUACACUCAGGAUAUGGCUUUGCUAUUGGUAAUAUGGCAGCAUUUGAUAUGGAUGAUCCAAAGUCAAUUGUAUCACCCGGUGGUGUAGGCUUUGACAUUAAUUGUGGUGUUCGUUUGUUACGAACAAAUUUAUUCGAGAGUGAUGUCUUGCCAGAAAAAGAACAACUUGCUCAAAGUAUGUUUGAUCACAUUCCAGUUGGUGUUGGAUCUAAAGGAAUUAUACCAAUGAAUGCACGGGAUUUAGAGGAAGCAUUAGAAAUGGGAAUGGAUUGGUCUUUGAGAGAAGGUUACAUUUGGGCUGAAGAUAAAGAACACUGUGAAGAAUAUGGAAGAAUGCUUAAUGCCGAUCCAUCAAAAGUGUCCAUGAGAGCUAAAAAACGUGGACUUCCUCAAUUAGGUACAUUAGGAGCUGGAAACCAUUAUGCAGAGAUUCAAGUAGUAGAUGAAAUAUAUGAUAAAUGGGCUGCAUAUAAAAUGGGUAUUGAAGAAAAAGGACAAAUUUGUGUUAUGAUUCAUUCAGGAAGCAGAGGAUUUGGCCAUCAAGUUGCUACAGAUGCACUUGUACAAAUGGAAAAAGCUAUGAAGCGUGACAAUAUUGAAACCAAUGAUAGGCAGCUUGCAUGUGCUCAUAUUAAAUCUCAAGAAGGUCAAGAUUAUUUAAAAGCAAUGGCAGCUGCUGCCAAUUUUGCUUGGGUUAAUAGAAGUUCUAUGACAUUCCUUAGCCGACAGGCAUUUGCAAAACAAUUUAAUUCGUCUCCUGAUGAUUUAGACAUGCAUGUUAUUUAUGAUGUAUCUCAUAAUGUUGCCAAAAUAGAAGAGCAUUUAGUUGAAGGAAAACAAAAAACACUUUUAGUUCAUAGAAAGGGUUCAACAAGAGCCUUCCCACCGCAUCAUCCUUUGAUUCCUGUAGAUUAUCAGUUAACAGGACAACCAGUUUUAAUCGGUGGUACAAUGGGUACAUGUAGUUAUGUUUUGACUGGGACAGAACAGGGUAUGAAAGAAACAUUUGGAUCAACAUGUCAUGGUGCCGGUCGUGCUCUUUCAAGAGCAAAGUCACGUAGAAACUUGGAUUAUAUGAAAGUUUUGGAAAAAUUAGAAGAGUUAGGCAUAUCUAUUCGAGUUGCGUCACCAAAAUUAGUCAUGGAGGAAGCACCGGAAUCUUAUAAAAAUGUAACAGACGUUGUCAACACUUGUCACGCAGCUGGAAUUUCCAAGAAAUGCAUUAAAUUGCGGCCAAUCGCAGUUAUUAAAGGAUAAUUUCUACGAAGAUAUUUUCUACGAGGAUAAUUUCUAAGAAGAUAUUUUGUUGUUUUUAUGGUAACGUAAAGCAAAUUAAAAUU
Messenger RNA from Cyphomyrmex costatus, 1756 nucleotides. RefSeq names its product RtcB RNA ligase (gene RtcB). Bases 153 to 1673 code for a protein of 506 amino acids. Gene Ontology annotation, cellular component: nucleus; tRNA-splicing ligase complex. The record is from RefSeq and is a predicted model, not a curated record. Lineage: Eukaryota; Metazoa; Arthropoda; Insecta; Hymenoptera; Formicidae. Gene Ontology annotation, biological process: tRNA splicing, via endonucleolytic cleavage and ligation. The transcript has 11 exons. Gene Ontology annotation, molecular function: RNA ligase (GTP) activity; RNA ligase (ATP) activity.